Molecule: messenger RNA, 2516 nt
Organism: Belonocnema kinseyi
Lineage: Eukaryota; Metazoa; Arthropoda; Insecta; Hymenoptera; Cynipidae
Gene: Nelf-A
Product: negative elongation factor A
Exons: 6
Coding region: 19-1611 (530 amino acids)
Biological process (GO): negative regulation of transcription elongation by RNA polymerase II
Cellular component (GO): NELF complex
Source: RefSeq, a predicted model, not a curated record
GAAUCACUAGACUCCAAUAUGGCGAAUGUGAGGGAUAGUGAUACGUCGUUGUGGCUUCAUAAUAAGCUUGGUACGUCAAAUGAUAGCUGGACGGGUAGUUCAAUUUGUUCGCAACUUAAUGCCGAAGUGUUAAGGAACAUCAAAGAUUGUUUUCCCGAUCUACAAACUCAAGUGAAGCUUAAAUUACUGCUGUCCUUCUUUCACAUACCAAGGCGCAAUGUUGAAGAGUGGCGAGUGGAAUUGGACGAGAUCAUCGAGGUUGCUUCCUUGGACAGCGAGUUAUGGGUUUCGAUGUUAUCCGAAGCGAUGAAAACGUUUCCUGCGACUGGUUCAUUGAACACCGACAUUUCAGAUCUUGACGAGCAUAGACCAAUUUUUGGAGAGUUGGUUAACGAUCUGCGCAAGCUUUUGAAAAAACAAAAUGACCCUGCCAUGUUGCCACUGGAGUGUCAUUACCUGAACAAGACAGCUCUCGCCUCGGUUGUCGGGCAACAACCACAGCCUACCAAGCAUUUCACGCUUAAACGAAAACCUAAAAGUGCCACAUUAAGAGCAGAGUUGGUGCAAAAAAGCACAGACGCUGCGAGCAAUAUGAAAAAGAGUACUGCACCUACUGUACCUGUACGAAGUAGAGGAAUGCCAAGAAAAAUGACUGACACAACUCCCUUGAAAGGCAUUCCGAGUCGAGUUCCAACAAGUGGUUUCAGAUCUCCUUCUCUCACGAGCCCUUCCAUGUCAAAUAGAACUCCCCUCAGUAGUCGAAUUCGUAAAGACGGAGGUAUUAAACUCUUGGACAUUAACGAACAACCCCUCGGCUAUGCGCAAGCCAAGAAACGGAAAAGGAUGCUCGAAAUGGAGGAGCAGCAAAAGAAAGUGGCAGAGGCGCAAGCAGCAGCUGCAGCCGCGGCAGCAACGGCCGCUGCUACAACAGACACUCCAGCUACUCCAGAGUACGCUCAGGGUCUGGCUCCCAUCAAUCCGACAACGACGACAGUGAUAACUACACCAACAGUGCCACAACCUUAUACCACGCCCAGCACUCCAACAGGUGUUGCUGCUGCUGCAGUUACGCCACAAACUCCCACCACGCCUGCAACGCCUGUUCCUGCGAGUUGUGCGUUGCCCGUUGCAACUCCAACAGCCGUCACUCCUGUCGAAAGUCCGCCCGUUGGCGUUCAAACUGUACGACCACCUCAGGCUGUUACGCAAAUUCGUAUACAGACUACUGCGCCACCAGCUGGUUCUGCGGCGAAUACCAGGCGAGGAUUGUCUCUCACGAGGGAACAAAUGCUUGAGGCGCAGGAAAUGUUCAGGACCGCCAACAAAGUCACCAGACCAGAAAAAGCUCUCAUUCUUGGUUUCAUGGCAGGUUCAAGGGAUAACCCCUGUCCCAAGUUGGGCAACAUCGUGACAGUAAUGUUGUCGGAAAAUAUAGAAGAAGUUACUCAGGCAGACGGGACGAUAGUGCCAAUGUUGGUGGAGACGCACUUCCAGAUGAAUUACAUGAAUGGAGAAUGGAAAAGGAUCAAGAAGAAUAGGCGCGUUGUUACUGAAGAAACGUGUGCCACAACAACACCAGCCCCUAGUGCCACAGCUAAGGCCUCUAAUUAAAUCAUAAUAGCUGAUUUCUAGGGAGUUAGUUUCGUACACGUACCUUAGUUUUGUUUUCUAUUCUCUAUGUAGAAAAACAAAGACACUUUUAAGUGAAUUCUCCUUUCGGAACCUCAGCUUUGCGCGCUUGAUGUUAGAUAAACAAAUUUAUUUUUCUCAUCUUAUUUUGUAAUUCGAAAGUAUCAUUGUGUUUAUGCAUAGAAGAGUCUUUGCUCUUGCAGAAACAUAUGGUAAUGUGUCGAGUGGACACGCGGCCUUAAUAACAAUUUUUUGCGACAGCAAUAAGAAGUGGUUUGUAGAAACUGCUGGUUCGUAACAUUUGGCGUGCUUCUGACCUGCAAUUUUUUACGUGAAUAUACGCAUUUUUGUAAAAACAGAAAAGAAAUGGCGUUAUUUUGUAGGUAAUUUUGAAUGAAUAUCCGCAUUUGCAAGGUUGUAAAGACUGUAUGUUCCUUCUUGAUGGCUCUAUGUUAAGAUAUCUUACUGAUUGUAAAUAUCCAUUUUGAAAAUAUCGCGUAAAGUCGAGUUUGAAAGUGUAACAUAGGAGAAAAGAGAUUUCUAUUCAGUAUCAAAGUCUGCUUUAGAGAUUCUUUUUACGUGAACAACUGACUUACACUGAUUUCAUAAUGAAAGAAACCAAUAAUAGAAAGAGUAUUUUAUUACUUUCAUAAAUAGUACUUUUGCCUUUGCAUUAUCGCAGUUUCGAUGAAAUCGACAUAAUUAAAUCGUUGAGGGUUCAAAAUGGUAUUUGUUUAUUUUUAAAUUAUCUCUUUUAUUAUUGAGGAAGUCGGUUGUAUUUAUGAAUUCAUUCUUUUUUUCGGUUGAGUUUAGGCGUUAGUUAGAAGAAAAAUAGACUUCGAAAGAAUAAGAAACUCUUAUAUCUAAAAUUGUUUGUCACAAUUAAA